GAAUAGCCUGUUGAUUUGUUCUACUUAAUUUGUAUGUCUUAGUUUAUGAAAUAGCAGUUGCAUAUAUUCACUGAAAUGUGAUAGCUGAAUCACCCCAGGAAACCCGAUAUGCUGUGAGAAGUUGGAUGUGCUAGGAGAAGUUGCUGAUAAAUUUCGAUGAAUUUCGGUAGGAAUCCAGUCGUCAGCUAUGGGUGAAUUUCCUGCGAUUGGCAGCCGAUCGAUCGCUGUCGCUAAUCUCUUCUUCGCGUCUUACAAACAGUUGCAUGGGACUCUCGCAGAAAUAGAAAUGGCGGAUCAAUACACGGCGCUGAAGAAUAUCUUCGCUUGAUUCUACGCGGCGUCUUGCUUAGUCUUUCCCCCACAUAAUGGCGGCUCUCCCACGAAGAUCAAUAGACUGUUCUACGUAUCCCAGAAUGGAUGAAAGCCGAUAUACUAACGCCUGAUAGUGAUAGUAGUAAAACAAGAAUAGUGACAUAGUUAUUCUGAUGAGAAAGAAGUAUGGAAUAAUGUUACAUUAUAACGGACAAGCGUGAAGCUGAAGCGUUAUCCAGAAGGGGACCUACUCUCUUACCGCUUGGUCUAAAUGCAGACUCCGGGUGUGUCAGACCUACGGCUUGCAGUGUUUCUUUUAGUAGCUCACGACACCGUCGCAUGGAACCGCCCACCAGAUGUGCGCAUGCUUGUGUACUCCUCGUGCCUAAACGACACGAACUACACGCCUCCCCGCUGUAAAGACCACCCAACCGGAUAUGGGUGUGACUGCGGGGCGGGCUUCCAUUGGAACACGGAAGUGUGCAUGUCGACAGCAGUGGAUUCGAGGCUAGAGUUCUCCCAACAGAGGCCGUUACGCUACACACUCCUCACCGGGAAGGCGUUCCCAAAGUUGCAAAAGUUCACCAUAGCCUUCUGGAUCAAGGUUCCCCGCCGUAUAACCAACGGUACUAUCCUCUCGUAUAAGCAUGAUGGGACACGCGACCUUCUGCACAUGCGCAGUGGACCUACGUUAGGCGCGCGCAUCCGUGACCAGGAUAUCUCAACUAACGCAUAUAUUCCCGAAAACCAAUGGGUGCACAUCGCUUGGACUUGGUCCUCCGAAAGUGGCGAGUCGGUGUUAUACAUGGGCGGUAAACGCAGACAGGUUUUCCCCGGUGGCCCCGCUAGCGAGAUUCCCCUGGGUGGUGAAUUUGUUCUCGGACAGGCAUCGAGAGACGACAGUGACGAAUUCGACGAGAGCACGGCGUUCAUCGGAGAUUUGACUCACCUUCAUAUCUGGAGCUUCGUCAUGACCGACAAAGAGGUGGAUUACGUCAAAACGUCUUGUGACGUGAUGUACUGUGGUGAUGCCGUGCAGUGGACGGAGUUCCGGCGAGGAACCAGGGGCGCAAUGCGCAUGCGCUGGCCUUCCGGUGCAAUACGGAGCACGUGCUACAGCGAGGAUGAACUCGGGUACACGUGCAACAAGUAUUGCAGCAACACAAUUGGAGCCCAAUGUAACGAGCAGAUUGUUGAGAACAUCCGGUGGACGCGCACCCCUGCCCUUAAUACCAUUUCCGUCCCCUGCCCCGCCGACAGGCUUAAGAAGGGAACAGACACGAACACUUCAUUAUUCGGUACAAGGCCGUGUAACUUAACAGCCGAGAACGAGGGAGAGUGGGAUACCGCCUUCAUUGACAACUGCAUCUCCGAGUCGCUGAGGAGCCUUAAAUACAAGUUCAAGCGCCACCUGCUGGCCGCCUACAUAGAGGUACCUACUCUGCUCGCCCUCGGCCGCGAGCUGGUGUUGCACACGAGUAACCACUCCUACGGCAAUCCGGUAGAUGUCGCCACUGUGAUUGACAUGCUCGAGAUGUUUGUGCACACGCAUGCGCAGGUGAUCGUCCUUCAGGUGGAACGCUGGUAUGAAGGACACGUGACAUACGCGAAGGCGCUGCAGCGGUUCCCGACUCUGAACGAGACGCGGGAGUUCAUAGAAAUCGUCGCCGACAUCGUCAACAACGUGCUGCACGAGCGACACGAGGCGGGAUGGAACGCCACCCAGCCGCCAGGCACGGAGGGAGACAGCCUGCUGCAGGUGCUGGAGACGUUCACGCACGUGGCCGCGCAGAGCCUGGAAAACCACGUGACCGACGGUCACAUCGGUGGGCGGAUCGGCUUCGAGGAGGCGUACCUCAGCACGGCGAGAGCAAAAAUUGAGUUCAGCGUUCAGGCGCAGUGGGUACAGAUCUUCCGGGGUGCCCGGUUCCCGUCCCGGCAGGAUGCAGUCGGCGGCAUGCAGAUCCGUCACGGGAGUAUCGAACUUCCGGCCGCCGUCCUUUCCUCCACUAACGACACAGAUUUACCGCCCUUCAUAAAAGUCUCAGGUCUUCGAGUUCAUGGGAUGACCCACAUGUUGCCAAAUCAUGACCUUAGAGCCACGGGAAAGAAAGCCAAAGAGAACAAUCUUAACACGCCGAUAAUCGCUUUGUUCGUCUAUGCGGGUGGCGUUGAUAUGGGGACAAACAUUACGCCACCCAUUACGUUCACGGUGCCCUAUUUAGACACAUUUAAUAUUUCGAACCCAGAAUGCGUGCGACUGGAGCAUGGUACAAUACUCUCUGGAAGGAUCAGCGAAUGGAAUUGGACACGUGGCGAUUGUGAACUCAAAGAGGAUCGCGGGAAGGAGGCCGUGUGCGCAUGCUCAAAAACCGGCAUAUUCGCCGUUACAACGGACAUGUACAACGAUAACUGGAACAAGGGCGAGGUUCGGCCGAUACUUAUGAACUUCGCUUCCUACAUUGGCUGCUGUCUUUCAAUUAUCCUAUGCCUAACCACGUGUCUCACACAUAUCUACUACAGGACCUCUUCCGGUACUGCGUCCCUUCACAAGAACCUUGGAGUGUCGGUGAUGCUGGGCCAGUCUGUGUUCAUGAUCGGUAUAGACCAGUAUGACCACGUGGUGAUGUGUCAGGUGUUUGCGGUGUGUCUACACUAUUUCUUUCUGGCCGCGUUCGCCUGGCUGAUGAACGAGGCUUUCAAUCUGUACAUCGUCAUCACAUACUCCUCCCACUCUCACGACGGCAACAGCGAGGCAGGCUCGAUGCUCCGUUACUACAUACUCGGCUGGGUGUUACCUGCUGUCCUAGUGGGAUCGUUUGUGGGAUCUCUUGGGAAGACCUACUAUGCUCGGGAUAUGUGCUGGAUUUCGUGGGACAAUCUGUGGUUGUUCGUUGGACCAGCACUAGGAAUCAUUGCGGUAACGAUUAUGGUUAUGAUUUUCACAGCCAAAGAACACAACGAAAACUCCUAUACAAAGUCCGAGAAAAGCAACAAAACCAUCACCCUGCUCAUGAAAGGUCUAUGGACACAGAUCAUUCUCAUCACGGUAGCAUGGGCGUUUGCAUUCGGCUCCCUCAAAAUGCACGACCGUAUCCUCAAGUACAUUUUCGGUCUCUUCAACGGACUCCAGGGCGCGUUUUUCCUGGUGUUCUACCUACUGCUGAACGAGGAGAUACGCAACAUCUUCAAGGUGAAGAAGAAGCGGAAGACGCUGAGCGCCCAUGGCUACGACGACGCCGACGACCGUUCUCUGGACUCGCACGCGUCCACCCAGCUUGUGGAGAAGGAUCGCCUAGAGACGCUGGCACUUGAUCCUCGUCCACGACGACGGCGCGAUAAGGCGGCGAGGAACAAACGCCGACAAAAACAUCCCCAUGACGACGACGAAGAAAGAAUCGCUUCUGAUUGCGAAAUGAUUACGUCCGUUUAAAUUAAUUAUGUGUUCUUGCAUUGUACGCACUUUCUGAUGGUAACGGUGUCAUUAACGUGUUUUCAACGCAACGUUGAUUUUUGCGAGCAUUACCGUGAUUUUUACGUGAAGUUACAGAUGGUCGUGAAUGCCUUUCUGUGUUUGUAAAUGGAAUAAGCGGUGGGAGUUGUGUGUAUGUGUCUGUGUCUAAUAUAAAAACGUCAAUAUCCAAAUUAUUCUUGUAAAGUUGACGUUCAUGUUAUUGGUGUUUAAUGCGUUUACCUAUGUUCUUAUUUGAAUAAAUCAGCGUCCUUA
Molecule: messenger RNA, 4039 nt
Organism: Dreissena polymorpha
Lineage: Eukaryota; Metazoa; Mollusca; Bivalvia; Myida; Dreissenidae
Product: adhesion G protein-coupled receptor L2-like
Exons: 27
Coding region: 584-3745 (1053 amino acids)
Biological process (GO): cell surface receptor signaling pathway; adenylate cyclase-activating G protein-coupled receptor signaling pathway
Cellular component (GO): membrane
Molecular function (GO): G protein-coupled receptor activity
Source: RefSeq, a predicted model, not a curated record